This is a messenger RNA of Diabrotica balteata, 567 nucleotides long. Lineage: Eukaryota; Metazoa; Arthropoda; Insecta; Coleoptera; Chrysomelidae. The record is from the annotation of a GenBank genome assembly.
AUGGUCAUAGCUUUAGUGGAUUUCGGUACGGGGGUCAAAAUAAAUCGGUUGGAAGUCCCGGAAGUGAUAAAGCACGGUGACCCGGUAACAUUAGACUGUGAUUUUACAUUAGAAGAUAAUGACCAAGACUUGGUGGUGAAGUGGUUUUUUAAUAAGACGUUGGUAUACCAAUGGAUUCCAGGUACAAAGAAACGACCCCAAGGCUUGGGAAUUCUCAAGGACCGCCUGAAUUUAGAGUAUGCAGCAAGUGUAGACGCAAACAGCAGACACAGGGCGUUACACAUUUGGAAGGCCGGACCUGACCUCUCUGGAGAUUACACUUGCUCCGUAUCCACGUUGCAAAGUGAAGACAUCGAGACUAAGAGCAUGUUGGUAUUAGAUGUAGAAAAAGAACAGAGUCAAACAGUAUGUUUGAAAGAACAAGAGAACAAACCUGUGGAUGACACUUAUCAUGAAGCUCAAGAAGUAACUCCCGCAGAGAACAAAUCAGAUAAAGAUAAUAUCCUAUCUUUGAUACAACUUACAGAUAAGAUUAUUUUACAACAAGAAAAUUUAAAAGAGCUUUAA